Messenger RNA from Durio zibethinus, 3895 nucleotides. The record is from RefSeq and is a predicted model, not a curated record. NCBI's taxonomy places the organism in Eukaryota, Viridiplantae, Streptophyta, Magnoliopsida, Malvales, Malvaceae.
UUUAUUUAUUUAUUUUCAUGUAACUUGAUGCUUUAGAUAUCAUUCUGGUGGGACUACACAAAAUUGUUUGUUGUCUUACGAGCUUAAAAUAAUAGUUGACUUCAUUUUUGUGAGCUCUCUUCAAGGUCUACUUCUUUCUAUCUUCAAAAAAAGAACAAACCCAGAAAGUCUCCCACUUUUUGCUUCCUUCUCAUUCUAGCCAUGUUUUGCAUUCAAGUGUGAAUUGAGUAUCUUGAUUCGUUUCCUGAUCUAGAAGAACAAAAAUGUCCACUCCUCGACUUUUACUAGCUUCAAUCCUUUUAACAUGUUGCCUAUCAAGUUUUGUAUUUGGAGCUACACUUCCAGACGAUGAAGUGGAAUGUUUAAAAGACACAGCAAAGACACUAGGGAAGAAAGACUGGAACUUCAGCGUUGAUCCAUGCAGUGGAGAGGAAGGGUGGGCUACGCCUAAUCCCCUGAAAGGAUUCGAAAAUGCCGUUACCUGUAAUUGCUCCUUCUCUAAUGCCACCGUCUGCCAUGUCAUUAGCAUAAUGCUUAAGGCACAGAGUCUCCCAGGCACUCUCCCAAAAGAAUUGGUCAAGUUCCCUUAUCUCCAAGAAAUUGACCUCAGCCGCAACUUCCUUAAUGGCACAAUACCUCCAGAGUGGGGUUCCAUGCAACUUGUCAACAUUUCUAUUCUUGGAAAUCGCUUAACAGGUCCAAUCCCAAAAGAGCUAGGAAAUAUAAGUACUCUUACCAGCAUAUCAGCUGAGUUCAAUCAGCUUUCUGGAGCUUUGCCUCCAGAGCUUGGGAAUCUACCACAAAUUGAAAGAAUGCUUCUUAGCUCUAACAAUUUUACUGGGGAAGUACCUCAAACAUUUGCUAAGCUGACCACAUUGAAGGACUUUCGGAUUAGUGAUAACCACUUCACAGGGGAGAUCCCUAUCUUCAUCCAGAAUUGGACAAACCUUGAAAAAUUAGCAAUUCAGGCAAGUGGUCUAACUGGACCAAUUCCAUCAAGCAUUAGUGCCCUGGAAAAUUUAACUGACUUGAGAAUUAGUGACUUGAGUGGAACUGAUGCAACUUUUCCACCACUUAGUGGCAUGAAAAAUCUGAAGAUACUGAUACUGAGGAGUUGCAAUCUCAUUGGAGAGCUACCUGAAUAUCUAGGGGAUAUGGCAAAUUUGAAGACCUUAGAUCUCAGCUUUAACAAACUCAGUGGAGAAAUUCCAAGCAAUUUUUCUGGCCUUGGGGACGUGAAUUACUUGUAUUUGACUAGAAAUUUGCUUACUGGAUCCGUCCCUACUUGGAUACUGGAAAAUGGAGACAAUGUUGAUCUUUCCUAUAACAAUUUCACAGCUGGAAGCCAAGGGACAUCAAGUUGUCAACAGAGGAGCGUGAAUUUGUUUGCAAGCACUUCGCGUAGCAAUAUGUCGGGAUCUGUUUUUUGUUUGAGAAGCUUUCAUUGCCCAAAAUUUUGGUACUCUCUCCAUAUAAACUGUGGGGGGAGAGAUGUAACUAUUGGUGGAAAUACCACAUAUGAAGAUGAUACAGAUGGAGCUGGACCUUCAAGAUUUUUUCAAAGUAGAAAUAAUUGGGCAUUUAGCAGCACUGGUCACUUCUUGGAUGAUGACCGUGAAACAGACACCUAUACUUGGACAAAUUCAUCUAAACUAUCCAUGGAUGGUUCCCAACUAUACAUGACCGCACGCCUUUCUCCCAUUUCUUUGACUUACUAUGGAUUUUGCCUGGGCGAUGGAAACUACACUGUGAAUCUCCAUUUCGCAGAGAUAAUGUUCACUAAUGACGAUACAUAUAGCAGCUUGGGAAGGCGCAUAUUUGAUAUUUACCUUCAGGGCAAGCUGAUGCAGAAGGAUUUUAAUAUCGAGGAUGAAGCAGGUGGAGUUGGCAAGGCAAUCAUAAAGAAAUUUCCUGCUGUAGUAACUAAUAGUACCCUGGAGAUCCGUUUUCAUUGGGCUGGAAAAGGGACAACUGGUAUUCCUGUUAGAGGAGUUUAUGGUCCUCUUAUAUCAGCUGUAUCUGUGAAUCCUGAUUUUAUACCUCCAUCAGAAAAUGGGGGUAGUAGCGGUAUAUCUGUGGGUGCAGCGGUUGGAAUUGUAGCUGGAGUAGCAUUUGCCAUCUUUCUCAUUGGGGGCAUACUUUGGUGGAAAGGCUGUUUAAGACAAAAGAGCACGUUGGAACAAGAUCUAAAAGGUCUAGACUUGCAGACUGGUUCUUUUAGCUUGAGGCAAAUCAAAGCUGCCACAAACAAUUUUGAUGUUGCUAACAAAAUUGGAGAAGGAGGCUUUGGUCCUGUUUACAAGGGCAUUCUGGCAGAUGGCACAGCAAUAGCGGUUAAGCAGUUAUCUGCUAAAUCAAAGCAAGGAAACCGUGAGUUUGUGAAUGAAAUUGGAAUGAUUUCUGCUCUGCAACACGCUCAUCUGGUAAAGCUAUUUGGUUGUUGUAUAGAAGGAAAUCAACUGUUACUGAUAUAUGAGUACAUGGAAAACAACAGCCUUGCUCGUGCAUUGUUUGGUCCGGAAGAAUGUCAAUUGAAAUUAGAUUGGCCAACAAGACGUAAAAUCUGCAUUGGAAUAGCAAGAGGUUUGGCAUAUCUCCAUGAAGAAUCUAGGUUGAAGAUUGUGCAUAGAGACAUCAAGGCCACAAAUGUGUUGCUUGGCAAGAAUUUAAACCCUAAAAUAUCAGAUUUUGGUUUGGCCAAGCUUGAUGAAGAGGAUAAUACUCACAUUAGCACCCGAGUUGCUGGAACUUUUGGCUAUAUGGCUCCUGAAUAUGCAAUGCGUGGUUACUUAACUGAUAAGGCAGAUGUUUAUAGUUUUGGGAUAGUGGCACUGGAAAUUGUUAGUGGGAGGAGCAACACUAGUUACCGUCCGAAGGAAGAAUGUUUUUAUGUUCUUGAUUGGGUUCUUGUUUUGAAGGAGCAAGGGAGUUUAUUGGAUUUAGUUGAUCCAAGGAUGGGCUCUGAUUACAACAAAGAAGAGGUGAUGGCAAUGAUCAAUGUUGCUCUCCUAUGUACCAAUGUUAAUGCGGCAGCUAGGCCUGCCAUGUCCUCUGUAGUUAGCAUGCUUGAAGGCAAAGCAGCUGUUCAGGAAUUUGUUACAAAUUCAAGCACUUUUCCGGACAAAUCGAACUCUCAGGCUAUGAAGAAGCUUUAUCAGCAACUUGAAGAAAAGAGUGCCCCUGAGAGCCAGACAAACAGCAUGUCAACAGUUGGAGCAUGGACUUCUUCUACAUCUGCUGCUGAUCUCUAUCCAGUCAGUUUAACUUCUGAUUAUUGGCAGAGUAGAGACUGAACAAAUCAAGCAAACUGUCUUGAUUGAAAUGAGAAAGACUUUGCUUUUAUGUAAUUUAGCAAAUGAAUUGGGAAAAAGAAAAAAAAAAAGAAGUCUUAGAACAUUUUUCCCAUAAAGCAAAAUGUAAAUAGUCACAUAUGGUUGUUAUUUUUUGCAUAGCUAGCUUUCUUUUUCAUUAAACUUCUUGACGCAAUAUGUUAAGAAUUCUAUAGCAGUUUUUGCCAUCCCAGUGUAAAGGCAAUCUGCUUUCACCGACAACAAUGGAACAUCCAGGGCAAAACACUUCUAAUUUGUUAAACAGUUGUUGUAUUGCCCUCUGAAAAAUACAAGUCAACAAAAAAAGGCCGUAUCCAGUAUAACAGCCUGCCAUGUCCUCUUUAUGUGAGAUAUGCAUGCUUGAAGGCAAGGCUGCUGUUUAGGGAUUGAUUACAGAUUCAAGCACUCUUCCUGACGAAUCCAACUCUCAGGUGAUGAAGAGACUUUACCAGCAUCUUGAAGAAAUAGUGCCCCUAAGAGCCAGACGCACAGUAGCAUAUCGACAGUAGGCCAUGGACACCCUACUAUAACACUUGCAUCCAUCCCUGGUUUAAUAUUAACAAAAA